Messenger RNA from Pteropus alecto (black flying fox), 3720 nucleotides. RefSeq names its product transmembrane protein 136 (gene TLCD5). Gene Ontology annotation, cellular component: membrane. Bases 208 to 945 code for a protein of 245 amino acids. NCBI's taxonomy places the organism in Eukaryota, Metazoa, Chordata, Mammalia, Chiroptera, Pteropodidae. The record is from RefSeq and is a predicted model, not a curated record. The transcript has 3 exons.
UCAGAGAAGAAGGAGGACUCUUCGCCUGCUUUCAGAACGUCUCUCGUCUAGCUUCGGCUCUGCGCUCCUUCCUCCCAGCCACCAGGUGCCCCCAGGCCCACGGCUCCUCCAUCGUCAGAACCUCAUCCUUUUCCCCUCUUCCCGUUGCUUCCUGCUCCCGGGAUCCGGGCCCUGAGCUCCGAGACCCAGAAGCCCGAGGUUUCUAGGAUGGCAUUAGCUCUAUAUCUGCAGGUGCUGUGCAGCCUAGGGGGCUGGCUCUCCCUCUACAUUUCUUUCUGCCGCAUGAAUAAGCACCGAAGCUAUGAGUGGAGCUGCCGGCUGGUUACAUUCACCCAUGGAGUCCUCUCUAUAGGCCUCUCAGCUUAUAUUGGCUUCAUUGAUGGCCCUUGGCCUUUUACCUACCCAGGUUCACCCAAUACACCUCUCCAAGUGCACGUUCUGUGUCUCACCUUGGGCUACUUCAUCUUCGACUUGGGCUGGUGCAUCUACUUCCAGUCUGAGGGUGCCCUGAUGCUGGCUCACCACACACUGAGUAUCUUGGGCAUCAUCAUGGCCCUUGUGCUUGGAGAGUCAGGCACAGAGGUCAAUGCAGUCCUCUUUGGAAGUGAGAUUACCAACCCCUUGCUACAGAUGCGCUGGUUUCUUCGUGAAACAGGGCACUACCACAGUUUCACUGGAGAUGUGGUGGACUUCCUCUUUGUGGCUCUCUUCACUGGAGUGAGGAUUAGCUUAGGAGCUCACCUCCUUUUCUGUGAAAUGAUCUCACCCGAGCCCAAGUGGUUUAUGAAGGCUGGGGGGGUAGCCAUGUAUGCUGUGUCUUGGUGUUUUAUGUUUAGCAUUUGGCGCUUUGCAUGGAGGAAAACCAUCAAGAAGUACCAUGGCUGGAGAAGCAGGCAGAAUGAGGAGCAGCAACUAAAACAUAAUGGACAUCUCAAGACUCACUAGCCAAGGUUUACUCCCACUAAUGGAUUGGGUUAAGUCAGCCAUGGGAGCCAGGUUGGAAAUAUGGCUGUUAUGGAAUCAUGCAUAUAUAACAAAUUUAGAUUUCAAAAAAGGGCUGAAUUUAUCAAUCAGUUUUCAAGUGGAGCACAUAUCAGUAUUAAACACUAAUUUCUACAGUAGUACAGUUAUAGAAAGUGAGACUAAUCAGCGGUAGUUGUGAAUAAGUCAGAAAUGCAUUCCUUUUAGUUUGUGGUGACCCUAGGUCCUCUUGUCCCUGGGAAGCUUGAUACUCAGACAGCUUAGAAAGGAACUCAAAAGAGAUUAGUGCUAUUUCUUCCUUAUUCCUUUGAGUAGUGACUCCUUCAACAAACACUAUCCUGCUUUCCAUGUAGCAAUUUAAAUAAAUUCACCCCAUUACUAUAAAAUGAGGAAUUUUUAGGAAGAUCACUUUGAUAUUUUGAGCAUUGAAUCAGGGAACUGGAUCUGCUUAAACAAAGAGAAGUAGAAAGAGGGGAGAUGGAUGGAGGUGAAACUAGCAGUGGUAUUAGGUUACUUAUUGACCCUCCCUGUACCAACUGUGUUGGGGUCCCCAAGACCACAGUUAGGUUUGGUACUUUGCUGAGAGGACUCCCAGGACUCAGCAUGUAGUUGUACUCAGCGCUUUAUCACAGCAGAAAAGAUACAAAAAAAGAUCAGCAAAAGGAAAAGGUGUGUGGGGCAGAGUCUAGGGGAAACCCAGGUCCAAGUUUUCAGAGUCCUAUCCCAACGAGAUUACACAGGAUGUGCUUAAUUCCUCUAGCAAUGAUCUGUGACAAUAUGUGUGAAAUGUCUGCCAAGGAAGCUCAUUAGUCAGUGCUCAAGGUUUUUACAGGGGGCUGGUCAUGUAGGCAGUCUUUGCCUAGCAUGUAGCAAAAUUCCUGAUUCCCAGAAGGAAAGUAGGUGUUCAGCAUCAACCACAUUGUUUGCACAGUUUAAGCACAGUGAGCCAAUCUUACUGGUUACUGGUUGGAGCCCUCCAAAAAUCUGUGUUCCCAGAUGCCAGCCAAUGACCAGUCUUUCCAUGGACAGCUGUUUCAGGCCUGCUAUAUUAACUCUUUUCUGCAUGAAAACCAUAGAGCUGGGACUUGGAUGAGAGAUGAAUGGCGAGGGGUGGGGGAGGCAGGUGGUGCAGAGUUACUGAGUCCUGUUGUAUGGGUUCUGCUAUACCAGGAAAACUAUCCCAGUUCUCAGGGCUUUUGUGCAUUAAUCUCUUAGGCAUGAGAGGCUCUGACUAAAUUCCAUAGGGAUUUAUCAUGUGGAUUCCACUAUGCCAUGCAGUUCAGAUUUCAAGUCUGCAAUACAUACUGCAAACUAGAACCAAAGACUAAAGUGUAUACUGGCUUCAGAGUAAUGAGGCUUUUUUUUCUUUCUCUGUUUCAGAUAUAUUCCCUUUUAGUUGUUAUUUUUUCUUUUCUCUUGAAAAAGUGCCACUAUCUAUGGACAAAAUAUUAUGGCAAGGCCAGUCUUGGAAGGAAAAAUAAUUUCUUAUUGUGAUACUCUAAUCUCAGCUAGGAAAAGCAAGAAUGUAAGCUUAGAACAAGAGGUUUAGAAUCAAGAUUCUUGGGUUAUUUUAAAGAAUCUUGUUACUCUCUUGCCAGAUCAUUUGGGCAGGUCACUUGUUUACUUUUUACCUCAGAUUAAAUGCUAUUGUGAAUGAAUGAAAUACCUUGUGUAUUUCAUAGAGUCAUUAUUUUCUUAAUGCAGGUCUUUAAUGUAGGGUUUUUAUGAAAAAAUAAAGUAUUUAUAUUUGUUUAGUCUUUAAUGUAGGGCUUUUAUGAAAAAAUGAAGUAUUUAUAUUUGUUGUUUAUUUACUUGAUUGUUAUUUAGAUCAGUGGUAAUUGGUAAGCAAGUGUAUGGGGCUAUUAAAGACAAGGCUGAAGGUCCUUAGAAAGUGUCAGCUCAUUCUAUGGUCACUGGUAAUACUAACCUUAAGAAAGGUCUUGCAAAUGGAUGUCAUUGACCAGGCAUGGCAAAGUGGCUGGGACCACAUGAAGUCAUCAUUGCUCCAGGAAAAGCAAUUUUAAAGGCAUAUUAACAGUGGGUCUUUUAAAAUGGCUGCCAUUUGGUUAAGGAGUUUUUGCCGGACAUAAAGAUAAUCUGAAAGUAAUAUCUUCAUUUCUUUUUUUUCUAUGAUAAGUAUCCCUAAAAUGCUGGCUAGUUUCUUUCCAACAAAAUUGUGGUCAAAGUAGGAUGCUGGGAAAUGUUGAUUUUAGCAAAAGCCUAGUAAAAACGAGGGGCUUGUCACAUGAGCUUAAAAACAAAAAAAAAAAGGAAAAAAUUGGCUCUCGGAUUUUGGCACAGUGCAACCUAUUCCAUAUCAGACAAAUGAAUAGGCUUAAUUUGGUACCAAUUCUUUUCCCCUUUCUCUUCAGAAGCGAAGGAAUUGCAGAUCUUGCUGUUUUGGGGUACUCUCAUGGGAAUGUAUUUAGGUCUUUUGAAUUUUGAGAAACCUGAAGAAUUAAAGGAAAGGGAAUCCCUCAUUUCAGCUUUUCCUGAUGUUGUAGCUAAUAACUAUGAAGGAAUCUGACAGAAAAAUAUGAAAUGAAGAUGACUUAGCAAUUAAUAUGCUGAGUUUUUACAUCACAGGUAUAUGAAGGGCUAACGUGAUGGUCAGACAAAAUAAAGUACUCAUUUGCAUUUGGAUUACUAUGUAAUAAUUAACACUGCUCAAGAGAGUUUAUAUUUCAAUAAGAUUUGUACUAAAUUUUAUAAAAAUAAACAACUUUUUAUCAACCCAGA